CAGUCGAUUCAUCAGUUUUGUACGGAGCGUGUGUCGAGUCAGUCGUCUCUAGCCGUGCGUGUUCCGAGAACUGUCUCUCUCCUUGUGUACCACCAUCACCAGCAGCAGCAGUGCAAAGUGACCCGCAGCUCCACCCGUCUGCAAAGGAACCGCGUUCAGAACUAGAUCAACGAAAGCUACCACCACACAUUCUAAAAUGGCACCACCAUUGCCGGAAGAGAAUCCCGUCUACUCGCCCUUCUUCGGAGUCAUGGGCGCAGCGGCUGCUAUCGUGUUCAGCGCCCUUGGUGCUGCUUAUGGAACAGCUAAGUCCGGUACCGGUAUCGCCGCCAUGUCGGUGAUGCGCCCCGAGCUGAUCAUGAAGUCGAUCAUUCCCGUUGUCAUGGCGGGUAUCAUUGCCAUCUACGGUCUGGUCGUUGCUGUGCUGAUUGCUGGUUCCUUGGAUGAGCCAACGAAAUACUCGCUGUACAAGGGCUUCAUUCAUCUCGGCGCCGGUUUGUCCGUAGGUUUCUCUGGUUUGGCUGCCGGGUUUGCCAUCGGUAUCGUCGGUGAUGCCGGUGUCCGUGGUACUGCCCAGCAACCCAGACUGUUCGUCGGUAUGAUUCUGAUUCUCAUUUUCGCCGAAGUCUUGGGUCUGUACGGUUUGAUUGUCGCCAUCUACCUGUACACGAAAUAAGCUAGCAGCGGUCGGUGGAAGUCGACGAGAGAGGGUUACAGUCGGAGGAUAAGGGUAGUGCUUUAAACAUCUCCCCGCACUCUCUGACGUAGUAGUAGCGCCAAAAAAAAAAAUGAGAACAAACAAUCACGGUACCCGAAUCAACAACACCAGUAAUACUGUGGCGGGUUACAGCAGCAACAACAAGCAAACAAUCGAAGAAGAUGCAGAGUAUGUAGCAAAGUCUAGAAGGAACCUAUCAUCGUCAUUGCUGUUAUCAGCAUAGUGGAGCAUGCCAAGGGCAUGGGCAAACUUGCACGACGCUAGACAUGCAGAACUUCCUACUAUUAUUUGGCGCGAUCACCAUCAAAACAUCUGGAAGGCAUCUGGCAAGAAACGGAUAAGGUAUGCAUCGGAGUAGCUAGGGAGAAGAACGGGGGCUGCUGUACCAACAAGAUACAUACUUUACACGUCAUCUUAGGAUAAAGUAAAGCAGAAUAACACCGAAUCGAAUGUGACACAAAAAAGAUGUCUAGUGCGUGAGAGAGAAAGAGAGAGCACUCGACACAACUGUGCUCAAAAACUGCUUGACAAUGAAAUACAUCCUGCAGCGGCUCCUUAUUCUCUCACGCAAACAAUGGCCAAUAAUACAUAACACCUGGAGGAGCGCUCAUUUGAUCAUAUCGAGCAACCUGUCAUCACUGAGAUAUGAAGCGUAAAGGGACAGAUACCGAUAGCGGUAUGGUAACCAGUUAUUGUCGUCGAUCAAGGAUCCUGUGUGCUUGAUCAACCCCUUCACAGACUGUCCACUUUGGUGGGCGGCGAUGUGAAUUGCGGAUACAUGUACCCUUUUCGGAGCAGUCUGGCGUUGGUUGCACCACGCACGAACCAUACUUGCAAAACUUCCGGAACUAAAGCAAAAGACUAUUUGUAUUUAUGUAAAAUAAUGUGUAUUUAAUUGUAAACUUAAUUUAUGUACAUGUAAAUUUUUCCACACAUUACACUCUCCUCCCCGCCAUCAGCGGCACUCGCACAUGCUCGCAGACACACACACCACAAGAAUCUGAACUCGUUUCUAAAGGACCUACGAUCUUCCAUUGCUUCGACGAAAGCUUUAGUUUGGAGUACAUUUUUUCCGUUUUCCGUUUCACCGGUUUGUGGAAUCCAGCAAUUGGUUUAGCGAACGAUUCCACAUUUAACGUGGAGAGGUGCCAUUUAUUUGUGGCGCAAAUAUCUAUUUUCUUCGUCAACCGUCGUGCGGCUCACAUUCUUGUGGGUGGCAAAGUUGGGCAAUCUCCGUUUCAUAUUUUUUCUCAAAACAGCUUUCAAAAGAAAACAACAGCAAACGAAGACCAAGGGAUUUGUUGAAGUAUUCGUUAAUUUGGUUUUGCGAAGAGGAAUUGGGUGUGUGUGUGUUUGUGUUUGUGUCUGUGCGAAAGUGGCAAGUAGUAAGUGUGUUGUGUACUAUUGAGCUAAAGUUGAACACUUUUUUGUCACUUCAUUACCAGAAGCAUAAAAACCGAAAACAGACCAAUCCAUGUUGCGAAAAAAGAUCUUCGAACCGUCAAGAGGCAACUACGCGGAGGAGUAAGGUCAGCGAAAGAAGACUAAAGAUCAAACCACCAACUAGCUUCCUACCUACUCCAGUGUCUAGCAGGAAUGGAAUCACGGAAAAUAAGAGACUAAUCUUGAAGAAGGGAAAACAACAGAAGAACUAUCAUAUGCGUUCGUUACACAUGUUCGUUACACAAAACCACACAUAAGCAAAUGUAAUAUUACCGAUCAUCAUCAUCACUGAGCGACGAAACGAUUAUUGCCUAAGUCUAAUGGGAACAGAAUAUGUUAACUGAGAACGGGAUUGACAUCAACACGCGGUAGUAAUCCACAGAUAACAUCUUUAAGAUCUGGCGCAAUUACAUGCCGGUGGCCUUUGCUCUGGGGGACCGGUGGAGAGGUUUUUGCUGCAUACCCAACAGCACAUUCUGCAACAAAACCUAUAUAAGUUACAAAGCAGUUCAACAAACACAUUGUUCACUGUAUGGCGCAAAGGACGAAGAUUGUCUACAGACGAGAAAGAUAAUAGGGCGAGAGAGAGAGAGAGAGAGAGUUUAACAUCAUCAACGUUAUUGUUUUUAUUUUUCACGGUAUCUUCACGGAAAACAACAAGAGAGAGAAAGAGACACACACGCAAGUAAAAUAAAAAUGCACACGCAUACCUUAUACGUAUGAUAAAACAACAACGUCGUUAUCAUAACAGAGACGAGGAGGUCCUUAGAUCCUUAAUAUCGUAUGCUGUACAUAGGCAGAGUUCAUCAAGAAGAAGAUCAAGAAAAGAGACACACACACACCGAUACAAAACGAUAAACAAAUGCUCUUUAACAUCUAAUGUGCCUGCUGAUGGUGAGGUGAGUUAACAGCAAAUUAGGGUUCCGAACAAAGUGGCAAGAAGGCUUCCCUUUGAAUGCGCGUGGUACGGUGUCCCCCUUUUCGCUUGUCUAGAUGCUGAGACGAGUGAAACCGGAUGUGGAAGCCAUUUUCCCGCUUUGUCCGCCGGAGUGCUCCCUUUUUAUCCCCACCGCACAGGUACAUGUAGAGCAACGAACCACCAGCAUAACUGGUGCAAUAGGCGAAGGGAUGGUGCUAACUCAACAUCUUCUACAACUCCCUUUCUUCCUGCACUGAACGGAAGUGUACGGAAAAUGGAAGAUAUAUGGGUCAACGAAAAUGCUGGAACAUCAACAGCUUCUGGAGCACAGCCCAUCCAGGGAGACCCCGACAGGAAACGGAAACUUAUUAAAAAUAUGAUUGGGUUGUGGGGGAGAGUGAAAGCGAGUGAGCGGCGAGGAGAACAGUGAGAGCAAACGAGGAAGCUUUAAAAGUUAGUACACGAAGAUCCAGCUACUAGUAGCUUGCCGCAACAAAUACCUACUACCUUACCGAUACCAUCUAAUUACUUUUAUUGAUAAGUUAAAGAAAGGAACCACGAUGUAAUCGAAAGACAAAGUGAGAGAGCAAGCGACAGAUGGAGAGACACACAAACAAGAUCAACACGAAGAAAAAGAUAACCCCUUGGAGCUCUAGUACUAACACGGGGCGUGCAAGCAAAAUCCAAUUGCAUGAAUCUACCGAAGCAAAUGACAAUUGCGGACACCAUCAUCUGUUAAAGAGGAGACACACGAAAGAGAGACGACGGGAGAAGAUAAUCAAUGAAAAAGUGAAAAAAUAUGAAAAUAAAAAAGAGAAAACAGAACAAGGAA
Anopheles bellator is the source of this 3912-nucleotide messenger RNA. It is a transcript of the gene Vha16-1, whose product is annotated as V-type proton ATPase 16 kDa proteolipid subunit c. Bases 197 to 676 code for a protein of 159 amino acids. Gene Ontology annotation, cellular component: proton-transporting V-type ATPase, V0 domain. Gene Ontology annotation, molecular function: proton-transporting ATPase activity, rotational mechanism. NCBI's taxonomy places the organism in Eukaryota, Metazoa, Arthropoda, Insecta, Diptera, Culicidae. The transcript is spliced from 3 exons. The record is from RefSeq and is a predicted model, not a curated record. Gene Ontology annotation, biological process: proton transmembrane transport.